UAGGGACUUCCUUCCGCGUGUCCGCUUACGAAGAACAACGACCUAAAAACAGCGCGGGCAGCUGCCACAAGCAGCCUGGAGGUGUUCCGCACCUGGCUGGUAUUCAAGUUUCCCUUGCCUACCUACCUGACCUCAGGCAGCCAAGAGACUCGGAAGCACCCGCGCAAGCACCUCAAAAACCCCACUUGCCUUUGCAGGCCAGCAACCCAACAGCGCACAGUCAAGCAUGUCCCCUGCCAAUCGACUGUUCAUUUUCAGAAAGGUGGCUUCGCGUCACGGCGACGAUGAGACGAGCAACACCACACCAGCACCCGACGCCGACAAUUCGGUGGUGGACCGUGAACCUCCGCCCGCAUACGAGCCUGGAACGAGCAGUUCGGCCUCAUCGAAUGCACCAAAUGUUCCAAAUGUGCCAAAUGCACCGGGCGGUGAGGCUGCCAGUCCGAUUGCGGCGUUGGACCGUCUCGCCUCGUCCAACCUACCCCUCGACAGUGUGGACAUGUGUCUCGCCCAUUUGAAGCUGCUGUUCGCAUUCCAGUGGAUGAAGGAAGAUGUCGGAUUCACCGACGGCCUCUGGGGCCUGUGGGACUCUCACGCGGGAACCCUGGACCCCGCGCGCAUGGGACGGCAGAAUCCGGGGAACAUGCGAAGGAGAGCGGCGGGAGCAGACGGGAAAUCUGAAGUACCUAUUGAGAUCAGAAUGGGAGACAAGGACCUGGCGAUAUUGAGCAAGAUCCGCGAGAAGAGGUGGGCCUUGUUCGUGGCUCGAGCUGUCGAUCGGUACCGUACCUGGUGGAAGACCGUGAUGAGAUGGCAGCAGAGCGCGCCCCUUACCGAGGACGACAUGCGCGUUGCUGGAUCUCCCCGGUAUUCAGAGUUCCCUUCUAACCCCGACGAUAUCCUGCCCUGGCGCGAAGACAUGUUGCCCCCGCUUGAUGUCCUCCUGGUAUGGCACACGCACAUGUUGAACCCCCGCGCCUUCCUCGAAGACUGCAUGCUGGCCGGGUUGAGGCGGUUCUGGGUCACCGGUAUGCCGUGGCAUCUCAUCAACAAGGUUAUCGACGGCGAGUUCAACUACACCGUGUCUGCCGAGUACGUGCAACGCUGGACUCGCGAGACUGGGCUUGCCUGGGAAAACGCCCAGGACCCCAUGGCCAAGACGAUCAGAUGCCCACGCUGCAACACCUCGAUCGACAUCACAUGGACUACGUGCGAAUUCCCGGAGCAGGCUCAAUUCCGGUCUGGUGACGACAGUUACGACCCAGGCAACGGCUACGGCGAUGCCAAUCUGCAGUUCCCCUGUCCGAGCUGCAACAUGAUUGUAUGCAAGGAGCUCCUCGCGACCGCUCAAUUUGUACAGGACCACAGGGCUCUUCUUAGUCCAAUCGGCCGCCCCAUGCCGGGGACGCUGCUUGACCCCAUAACCGGUACUCCCUCCCGGCCAUCAUCCCCCUGGGUUCCGCCAGCCCACGAAUUCCCCAAUAGGCUGCUCAAGAGCGGCUGUGGCUUCAUCAGGAGCAACAUAGCUACCCUCAUGGUCUCGGGAACCCCGAAUCCAAGCAUGAAAGACGUGCGCGCCAUGAUCGACAACGUCAUGAAAGACAAAAACAACAUCAGAGAAAUUGAGCAGGUCCCCCCCUCCGAAUGGUUUCGGUUACCCGCGAAAUCGAGGAUGGCGGUCCGCAAGAUGAUGUCGCGCUACUGGGAGAAUUUUGGCCCGUUCGCGCUCGAACUUGGCGCCGCCGUCAUGCGGCAGGGCAUCUUUGUCGAGAAGAUGUGCCAGUUGGACUGGCUGCAUAGUCCGACAGCGCGUGACACGAUGGCGCGGCUGAUCGUCAAGUACCAAAGGUUCAUGCAAAUCAUGGCCAGGAAUCCCGGCAAGAUCGCGGUGCCGACCUUGGAUGUCGACCUCGCAUGGCACACGCACCAGUUGAGCCCAGGCCGCUAUUACCAAUACACGGUGAACCUCGCCGGGCGGUUCAUUGACCACGAUGACAAGAUCGACAGCACCACCCUGGGAGAGCAGUUUGAGUGGACCAGCAAAAUGUACCAGGAGUUGUACGGCGAGGUGUACAGCGAGUGCACCUGUUGGUAUUGCGAGUCCGUCCGUUCCUCGCAUAUCAGCAGCGUCGGACGUGUCCUUGGCCUGUCCAGACAAGAAAAGAUAGCCGAAUCCUUCCACGCCUCGGGCGCCGCCUCUCUGCAUCCCCCUUCUUCCUCGGCACACAUAUCGGCCCACCCGGCGGUCCUCUCAAAACCCGACCCGACAAUCCUUUCCGCCCAGCCCUGGAGCAGCAUCGCCUUCAUCGGUAAGAUUAGGGAGGAGAACUACCGGCUGCGGCUCGACACGGCGUUGGCCAAGGCACGCGCCCGCGCGAGGAAGAAGGGCCGCGAGCCGCCCCGGCGGGAGGACGUCUACUACGACCACUGGGGCUACCCGUACGCCUACGCGGCGCCCUACGUCUACCCGCUCUGGUGGACGCCGGGGCUGUACUACGGGUGGUACCCCGGAUACCUGGCGCUGUGCGGCGCCGGCGCGCACGCGGCGUGCGUGGCCGGCACGUGCGGAGGCGGCGUCGCGGCCGGCGCUUGCGGGGUGCCCCAGGGAGGCGGGUGCGGUGGUUACUCAGGGGCUGGCUGCAGCGGAGGAGGUGGAUGCGGCGCUGGUUGUGGUGGUGGAGGAGGUGGUGGAAGUGGCGGCGGAGGUGGCUGUGGUGGAGGUGGAGGCUGUUAGUUUUAUGCUGCCCUUUGCGGCUGGUAACUUCCUGUUUCCUCAGUUGUCUGCAGGACGAACGAGUGUUCAAUGGGGGGUUUCCAACUCUCCUAUGGAGUAACGAUGCGCGGUGUCUUCGGCUUUCGGUUUGUCCACGAGCUCUUGUUUUGGAUCAAACGAGGUUUCAGGGUUGCUUUAUACCGAAGGUAUUUAUGGCUCGACACCGUUCUUUUUCAAGUCUAAUUAACGAACUUUCCA
Molecule: messenger RNA, 2971 nt
Organism: Thermothelomyces thermophilus ATCC 42464
Lineage: Eukaryota; Fungi; Ascomycota; Sordariomycetes; Sordariales; Chaetomiaceae
Exons: 6
Coding region: 227-2734 (835 amino acids)
Source: RefSeq, a predicted model, not a curated record